AGCGCCACUCAAACAUUAACGUACAAGACUUACCACUAUGUGUAGGGUCUUAUGGCUGGCGCUGGGUUCAAAACCAGCAACAUGGGGACAAGUUCAUGCGACUUUGACCAUGGCGAUACGCGGACUGAGGAAGAGCUGUCUGAUAUGUGGCAGAAGGUCAAGACCAUCUAUGAGAAUGCUUCUGAUUGCAAACUUCACACAGGAGAUGAGAAUGCGUGGAGUGACGAUGUAGUCCGGCCUCUUCUUCAGUUGGCAAUCGAAAUUCAUGGCGGAGAUCGAUGGAAGCUCCAUAACGUGAAAUCACAAUCGAUCGACCCUCAAUACCUUUCUACGAUCGACGCCCCGACCCCUGCCAAUGCGUCUCGAACUAGAGUCGUCGAUCGAAGAGCCGAUUAUGCUUUGGCGUACUCUCAUCGCAGUCCAAGAUACUCCGACCUCUAUGUGCGGCUGAAGGCAGCAAAGCAAAGUGAGGUUGGACCUACUCUUGCUCAAUGGACAAGGCAGUCGGCUGUUUUCUCUGGAUUCGAGGUUAAGUCUCCACUAGGAACUCAACAUGAAGCGGAGCAACAAAUAAGCAUAUGGAUUGCUGCAUCUUUGCGCAAAAAGCAGGAACUUGCUUCGAUUGCUCGGGUGCCGCCGUUCCAGCGGGCCGACAUGGUCGAGCCAGUGUUCACUAUUGUUGGCCACCACCAUUUUGUCUACUUUGCAUGGCCUCGCAAACACCCGGUGUCUUGUGAGUGGGGCACGCAGGUCCUCGGGCCACAUAGCCGUCUGACAUUCAACACAUUGGAUCUACAUGGAGUCUUCCAACUCCUCCGGUUCUAUGGCGAGGUACUGAAGUACGCGGCAGAUGAAGGGCCAAACGGGUACUGGGGCCGCUUCUUUGGAAAGGUUCUCAAUCAGUUGGCUGCGUCACGUCCCGACAACAAUUAGCGGGGGAGUGGACAGGUGGGAGGAGGAACGUGAGCAGGGUGAUCCCCAGUCUUUCUCCACUGGCUUCGCCCUCUUGCGAUAGGGGUGUUGGUGUUGGAAGCAGUUGCAGAGAACAAGAAUGAUCCCUCCUCAUUGGUUGCUUGUUGAAUGGAUCAUGAUACUAAGUUUGAUGGGACGUUGGUUGGUCGCGAUGCGAGGAUCGCGUUUGUCGGGAUGGCUCCGGGGGAUCGACGGAUUGCACUAAUAUCAGUACUCACGUCCUUAGAUGAAUGUUAUGAAUAUAUGUUAUUGACUUGACCGAACCA
Aaosphaeria arxii CBS 175.79 is the source of this 1238-nucleotide messenger RNA. RefSeq lists its product as uncharacterized. NCBI's taxonomy places the organism in Eukaryota, Fungi, Ascomycota, Dothideomycetes, Pleosporales. The record is from RefSeq and is a predicted model, not a curated record. The coding region runs from base 52 to 933 and encodes 293 amino acids. The transcript is spliced from 2 exons.